This is a messenger RNA of Pyricularia grisea, 1753 nucleotides long. RefSeq lists its product as uncharacterized. The transcript is spliced from 4 exons. Gene Ontology annotation, cellular component: catalytic step 2 spliceosome. NCBI's taxonomy places the organism in Eukaryota, Fungi, Ascomycota, Sordariomycetes, Magnaporthales, Pyriculariaceae. Bases 154 to 1212 code for a protein of 352 amino acids. Gene Ontology annotation, molecular function: RNA binding; protein binding. The record is from RefSeq and is a predicted model, not a curated record.
CCGCGUUCGACAUUUGCAUUGGUGAUGCUAAUGACAUAAACGGAUCCUCGAAAGUACACCCAAGCUGAACCCAAAACCUCAACACGAGAGCUGGAACGGUUCAUAACAAAUUUCAAUUGUCUACCGACUCAAACCUCAGAAUCCAACGCGACAAUGUCUGCAGAAAAACGCCCAGCCUCAGAUGAUCCUGGCUCCUCCCAGUUGGUGAAGAGGCAAAAUGUCGGAAGCUCGACGGCGCGAUCCGGUGGCUAUGGCGAAAGCAGCGCGCUGAUCCAGGCGGCGCCACGCCUGAGCUCGCUACAGGCACCUUUGAUGGAGCUUUCUGGACACUCGGGGGAGAUAUUCUGUGCCAAGUUCAACUCUGCCGGACAAUAUAUUGCUUCAGGGUCUAUGGACAGGAGUAUAUUACUUUGGCGAGCAAAUGGCGACUGCGAAAACUACGGCAUACUGAGUGGCCACCGCGGCGCCAUCCUUGACCUGCAAUGGUCACGCGACUCGGACAUAAUCUUCUCGGCAUCCGCAGACAUGCACCUUGCGAGCUGGGAUCUGACCACGGGCGAACGAAUUCGGCGAUACGUAGGCCACGAGGAGGUUAUCAACACUCUAGACAUCAGCAAGCGUGGCGAGGAGAUUCUCUUCAGCGGCAGCGACGACGGCACGAUUGGCAUCUGGGAUCCGCGCAAGAAGCAUGCCGCUGAUUACAUCGAAACAGACUUCCCUGUCACGGCAGUGGCAAUCUCGGAGGCAGGCAAUGAAAUCUACUCUGGUGGCAUCGACAAUGACAUCAAAGUGUGGGACGUGCGGAAAAAGGCGGUUGUUUACAAUAUGGCGGGGCACAGGGACACCAUAACUACGCUCAAGGUGUCACCCGACUCGCAAAGCCUGCUGUCAUAUGCUAUGGACUCAACGGCACGGACGUGGGAUAUCCGACCGUUUGCGCCGACGGAGAGACACAUUAGGACAUUUGAUGGAGCUCCGAUGGGAAUCGAAAAGAAUCUGGUCCGGGGCGGAUGGGACAAAGAAGGCAAGAGAGUAGCCAUGGGCGCGGCUGAUGGCACGGUUGUGAUAUGGAGCAACGAGACGGGCAAGUUGACAUACAAGCUGCCUGGUCACAAGGCUGCUGUCAACUGCGUAGAGUUCAGCCCGGGAACGGAGCCAUUGAUCCUUUCUGGAUCUUCGGAUAAAACAUUGCUGGUCGGUGAGCUGCGAUGAACAGCUUCUAGAGCUAUGGAAACGACUUGACGAAAGCAAAGCAUAGAUGCAUGGCUUUGUUUGGCGGGGCUCGGCAAAUAAUGCUAUCCUUGACUUCUUGACAGGCCAUCCUGAGGGGAGAGCCCGGUUGAAGAAGCUCUCUAAUAUCUCGACAGAUGUUGUGAUCUGGACUCCAAACUGUGGAGACCCGGACAGAACAAGAACAUGUCGAUUAUUAAUUAGCAUGUAAUUACCAUGGCAGUUCCUAGCGAACAUUUCACGCCAAUGCACGCGCACAUGCAUAGCCGAAUCCAUUGCCAAAUUCGACAGAACUGGGGGUUCAGUAUUAACAUGGUGUUUGUACGAGUGCUACCUCCGGGAUCGACACCGAGGGUUCGUCCCAGAUUUUCUCUCCACAGUGGUCCUAGGGGCAUAUUACCCACGUGGUACAUAAAGUGUACUAUAAAAGAUGAAGUCACAGGUGUCGCACUAUUCAUAAAUCGCAUUAAAUAACGAUUACCCGAACUGCAUCUUGACAGUCUGGACUUUGGGCAAAAGGACC